CAGGUUAUCUCAACUAGUGUGCGUAAAAGCUAAAACAAGUUAAUCAUAAUUGAUUUUUAUUCCAAGUCAUGCUGACAAUUGUAACCGUUGGCAACCACAGCCUUAUUUUCCAAAGUGGCCGGAAGCUGUAUUCCUCGUACGCGCUACCUUGACACUCAUACCAACAAGAGGGAUCCUCUUGUGGUGUUUUGGUCCAAUCGAGCCCACUCACCAAAAUGACAGCGAGGAAGUCUGGCUCACGACUGGAGACCGAGAUAGAGCGGUGCCGUUCAGAGGGCCAAUGGGACAAGAUACCGGAGUUGGUACGACAGCUGUCAGCCAAACUCAUAUCAAACGAUGACCUCGGGGAGCUGUUGCUGGGGGAAUGCAAGCUUCAGACGUACCUGAAGGAGAACCCCAUCAAACAGGGUACCAGCCCCAAGGGCCCGCGACCUAAACUGGUGGAGGUCAGGAAACACCUCACUGCUGCUCUGGACAGAGGAAACCUCAAGGCUGAUUAUCUUCAGGAAGCCAGCAUGUUGAUGGCCAAACUGUGCUAUGUAGAGGGAGAAUACAGAGACGCUUUAGGUCACUACAGCAAGGUAAACCUAGAUGACUUGCAGCUGGUGGGAGCCCCUGUGUAUAGGCUGUGCAUGAUAGCAGAGGCAUACGCUACUAAAGGUCUGUGUUUAGAGAAGGUUCCAGCCGCUUCUCCUUCUCUAUCUAAUAAGAACGCUGGCUCUCCGGCGUCCAAUAGGGGAACAACAGAUCGGGAGCAAGAAAUCAUCACCUGCUAUGAAAAAUCUGGAGAUAUUGCUCUGCUCUACCUGCAGGAAGCUGAGAAGGCGUUGUCAGCAGGGAUUCAGAACCGCAGCCCAAAGCCCGGCCCAGCAACUCAGGACCUGGAACUGGGUUACUUCCUGGAGACAGGCCUGCAGAGAGCCCACGUCAUCCACUUCAAGAACGGGAACCUGACACGAGGCGUGGGCCGGUUUCGGGAGAUUCUUCGAGCUGUUGAGAACAGAACCACGCAGAGUCUGCGGAUGACCAUAGCCAGACAGCUUGCAGAGAUCUUGCUCAGAGGAAUGUGCGAACAGAGUUACUGGUCUCCACUGGAAGACCCGCCCACAGUGUCACCAUUGGACGAUCCCACACGACAAGGACACACACACAGCAAGAACUACAGCCUGAGCCGACGCCCACGAGUGUACUCGGGAGAGAAUCUGUUCUGCCCUCAAGAGAACACAGAGGAAGCUUUGCUGUUGCUGCUCAUCAGUGAGUCCAUGGCUAACCGUGAUGCUGUCCUGAGCAGAAUUCCCGAACAUAACAAUGAUCGUAUCAUCAGCCUGCAGUCUGCUUCUGUGGUGUACGACCUGCUGACUAUCGCUCUGGGCAGGAGAGGGCAGUACGAGAUGCUGUCAGAAUGUUUGGAGAGAGCCAUGAAGUUUGCCUUUGAGGAGUUCCAUUUGUGGUACCAGCUCGCCCUGUCGCUAAUGGCAGCUGGGAAAUCUGCUCGUGCUGUUAAGGUCCUUAAAGAGUGUAUUCGUUUGAAGCCUGACGACCCCACCAUCCCACUGCUGGCUGUCAAGCUGUGUAUCGGACCUCUGCACUGGUUGGAUGAGGGUGAAUGCUUUGCAAAGAUGGUGAUUGAAAUGGGGGAGAAAGCAGCUGAGUUCAGAGCCAAAGGUUACCUGGCCAUGGGGCUGGUUUACAGCCUCAAAGCCACUGAUGCAUCGUUGCGAAGCACACAGGAGGAGUACCAGAGGAAAGCUUUGGGAGCCUUCCAGAGGGCUCAGAGUCUGUCUCCCACUGACCACCUAGCAGCCUUUUACCUCGCACUGCAGCUUGCUGUGUCCAGACAGAUCCCCGAGGCACUAGGCUAUGUUCGACAGGCACUGCAGCUUCAAGGGGAUGAUGUUCACUCCCUUCACCUGCUGGCCCUGCUGCUCUCUGCUCAGAAACACUAUCACGACGCUCUCAAUAUUAUAGAGAUGGCUUUGUCCGAAUACCCCGAGAACUUUAAUCUGCUGUAUACCAAGGUGAAGCUGGAGUCGAUGUGCAGAGGACCAGAGGAAGCCCUGCUCACCUGUAAACACAUGUUGCAAAUCUGGAAGAGCUUUUACAACCUUACCAACCCCAGUGAUUCCGGGCGUGGCAGCAGUCUGUUGGACAGAGCCAUAGCAGACAGACGACAGCUCAACGCCAUGACGCUGCCUGACUUCAGUGACCCUGAGACUGGUUCGGUUCAUGCUACAUCUAUAGCGGCGAGUCGUGUUGAGCAGGCUCUGUCUGAGGUAGCCUCGUCCCUGCAGAGCAGCGCGCCCAAACAGGGACCCCUGCACCCCUGGAUGACUCUGGCUCAGAUCUGGCUGCAUGCCGCUGAGGUGUACACCAGCAUGUCGAAGCCCGCCGAGGCGUCGGCCUGCACGCAGGAGGCUGCCAACCUCUUCCCCACGUCCCAUAAUGUGCUUUACAUGAGGGGGCAGAUAGCCGAGCUGAGGGGCAACAUAGACGAGGCCAAACGCUGGUAUGAAGAGGCCUUGUCCAUCAAUCCGACGCAUGUCAAGACCAUGCAGAGACUGGGUCUGAUUCUUCACCAGCUGCAGCGCUACAGUCUGUCUGAAAAGGUGCUGAGGGAUGCCGUGCAAGUCAACAGUACGGCUCAUGACGUGUGGAAUAGCCUGGGUGAGGUCUUGCAGGCUCAGGGAAACGCCGCCGCUGCCACCGAGUGUUUCCUCACCGCCUUGGAGCUGGAGGCCAGCAGCCCCAUUCUGCCCUUCACCAUCAUUCCCAGAGCACUAUGAAGCACACACCUUCACAGUUCUAGCCUCAGUACCGUAGCACAGUGGCGCAAGUGAAGGACCUGCAAGGUACACACAGCAUGCCUGCAUGCCACUUACACACAAGGUUUUACUGCCCUCAGAUACACACAUACAGUGUAUACAAAUGCAAAUUGUACACAUAUACAUAUGUACAUGCUCCCCCCACUCAUCCAUUCUUCCCACAAUGCCUUGCUGUGACUGUGAUCCCGCAGACUGUGCGUGUGAGAGCAUGUGUCUGUGUGCUGGUGUGUGUCCUCAUGCACUGUUGGUGUCUGUGCAUGUACACUCAUGUCUUAGUAUGUGUGCCAACAUGUUGCCUGUGCAUAUUUGUGAUUUGUACCACACUGUUUAUGUGUGUUUUUGUUUAUUUCAUGUUUCAAGAUGUAAAUGAAAUUCAGUUUGAGAUCCUACUCUGCUGUUGUUAGUAUUCAGAAGCCUAAGAGUUUACAUUUUGUUUACAUGUUACUUCAUGUUAGUCCAAAAAUCCCUCAAACACACACACACACACACACACACACACACACACACACACACACACACACACACACACACAGGGUAAAUCUAGAAAAUGUGACAAAAAAUAUAUUAUGGGCAGUUUUGCUAAUGUUUCCUUUAUAAGCCAAAUAUUAUUGAUAAUCUCGACCAUUCAAACACAUGUGCACACACACACACACACACACACAUUGAAUUGCUGUAUUGCUGCCUCAGGACAGUCAGAUCUUUGAGAAAUCAGCUGGAACAUCAGCUGGACAGACAUGAUCACAGGAAUCAGUCAAUCAUUGAAAUCUAAAUGCCAAACCAAGGCUGCAUUUACACACACAGGAGAUCAGAUUUGAAUUUGCUGAUGUCUGAGGGAUGGCUGCCAGUUCUUUUUUUUUUUUCUACAUUUUUAAAUCAAAGCACAUUUCAUAUCAUGUGUACAGCCUUUACAUGUGUUCUAUGCUGAACCAUGUUUCCAUGAUGUUUUAUAAGUUUACAAAUGCUCCCGUUAGUUGCAUUGCUAUUCACCAAGGGCAGCUUUGAAGCUAAAGGAAUAGUUCAACAUUUUAGGGGUUCAACAUUUGUUGUCUUGCUGAGAGUUAGAUGAUGGAUGCCAUGCUCAUGUCUAUAUAGUAAAGCUACUUGUAACAGCUGAUGAGCUUUACCUUGGCAUGGAGACAGGAACUGUGGAAACACCGGUGCCUCUAAAGCUCACUAAGUAACAUGUUGGGUUUCUGCACAGAUAAAGAUGUAUGGAUGUAUGGAUUAGAUAGAGGAAAUCUAACAUGCUUAUCAUUGCACUUUAGAGGUAGGCUGGUAGGUGGAUUUUGUAACCUUUGGACAGAUCCAGACCAGCCAUUUUCAGUCUUUAUGCUAAGCUAAACUAACCUUCUGUUAGCGCUAGCAACAUCUUAGCAAGAAUCCAUAAGAUAAUUUCUGAAAAUGUCCAUCUAUUGGUGUAAAAUAAAUUCCCUUUCCAUAUAAAUAAGUUUCCUGUAAACUCAUAGAAAACUGGAGCUCCUAUGUAACAUUUAUAUUUGAAUGAACUGUAAGUAUGAACCGUUAAAACACAUUUUCUCACACAUCUGACUUUCUGUUGUGUGUAAAUGCAACCAGUGAUCGUGCUGUCUUUGUGUCCUGUCACAGUCAUGUUAAAUACUACUACAUGAAUAUAUAUAUAUAUAUUUUUCAUUUUUGUUUCUAAAUACAAAGAUUAUUGUUGUAUAUUUGAUUGUUCUAAAUGUAUUAUUGUUAUUAUUAUUAUUAUGUUAGAAAGUAAAUUAUAAUUCUAUUUUCUGGAGAGUGAUGUUACUGAGAUGGAGGAGUAAAAGAAUGAAGUGAGUCAGUGUGUUGAUCUGAGCUCAGUCAGUGAGUCCUUUGUGCUCUACAUGAGUGACUGAAAUUAGGAUGAUAAUAAUGACCAAAACUAAUUAAAAUGAUUCAAAACAAA
This is a messenger RNA of Scatophagus argus, 4731 nucleotides long. It is a transcript of the gene ttc7b, whose product is annotated as tetratricopeptide repeat domain 7B. Gene Ontology annotation, molecular function: protein binding. NCBI's taxonomy places the organism in Eukaryota, Metazoa, Chordata, Actinopteri, Scatophagidae. The transcript has 21 exons. Gene Ontology annotation, biological process: protein localization to plasma membrane; phosphatidylinositol phosphate biosynthetic process. Gene Ontology annotation, cellular component: plasma membrane. Bases 216 to 2783 code for a protein of 855 amino acids. The record is from RefSeq and is a predicted model, not a curated record.